Messenger RNA from Gamsiella multidivaricata, 2225 nucleotides. RefSeq names its product nucleotide-diphospho-sugar transferase. Lineage: Eukaryota; Fungi; Mortierellomycota; Mortierellomycetes; Mortierellales; Mortierellaceae. The transcript has 5 exons. Gene Ontology annotation, biological process: biosynthetic process. The record is from RefSeq and is a predicted model, not a curated record. The coding region runs from base 26 to 2029 and encodes 667 amino acids. Gene Ontology annotation, cellular component: eukaryotic translation initiation factor 2B complex. Gene Ontology annotation, molecular function: translation initiation factor activity; translation initiation factor binding; guanyl-nucleotide exchange factor activity.
CCCUCACAAGUCUUCGCUUCGUAAAAUGCCACCCAAGGAGAAAGUCGAAUCAACAGAGCAGGUUCUGCAGGCUGUCAUUCUCGCCGACAGCUUUGACGAGCGGUUCCAGCCCAUUACCCUCCAGACAGCACGCUGCUUGUUGCCGCUCUGCAAUGUCCCAUUAAUCUCGUACACAUUCGAGUUCUUGGCCGUCGCCGGUGUACAGGAGAUCUUUGUGUUUUGCUGCUCGCACUCGGAUAAGGUCAAGGCCUUUGUUAAGCAAUAUGGAAAGUCGUCGAACAUGAAGAUCCAUACGAUCGUGUCUCAGGAGUGCAUGUCUGUUGGAGACGCUAUGAGAGAGCUGGAUGCGAAGCAACUGAUCGACACUGACUUUAUUCUCGUCAAUGGAGAUGUGGUUUCGAAUAUGAAGCUGGAUAAGGUUCUGGAGGAGCAUCGCGCAAGACGGCAGGCUGAUAAGAGUGCAAUCAUGACCAUGGUUCUCAAGAAGGCUAGUCCGCAGCACAGGAGUCGCGCUGUUGGAGAUGGAUCGCUCUUUGUUCUGGACCAGUCCUCCAAGGAAUGCUUACAUUACCAGCCCUUGAAGGCGUUUAAGAGCACACGUCGGGAUCGGAGAAUGACCAUGGACAUGGAGAUCUUUGACAAGCACCCGGAGGUGCAGGUCCGCAACGAUUUGAUUGAUUGUCAGGUCGACAUCUGCUCUGUCGAAGUACCGGCAUUGUUUACAGAGAACUUUGAUUACCAGGACAUUCGUGCGGAUUUUGUCCAUGGCAUCCUGACGUCGGAUCUCUUGGGAAAGACGAUUCAUUUCCAUGAGGUCAGUGACGUUUAUGCGGCCAGGGUCCGGAGUACACAGAUGUAUGACGCAGUGAGCAAGGAUAUCAUCUCGAGAUGGACGUUCCCCAUGGUUCCAGACAGCAACUUGCAGGCUGGAGACUGUUAUGAGUUCAGACGGGGAUUGGUCUACAAGGAAAAGAGCGUGGUGCUGUCGAGGACCUGUGUUGUUGAGGAGAAGGUUGUCAUCGGAGCUAGGACUCAGAUCGCCGAGGACGCCGUGUUGUCAAAUUGUGUUAUUGGCAAGAACUGCGUUAUUGGCGCCAAUGUCAAGAUUGAUAAUGCUUACAUUUGGGAUAAUGUUACGAUCAAGGACAACUGCGUAGUCCAGCACAGUAUCAUUGCCAACGGCGCCGUUUUGGAAAAGGAUGUCACUGUCAACAAGGGAUGUUUGAUCUCGUUCAACGUAACUAUCGGAGCCAAUACGACAGUACCAGCGUAUUCUCGUUUAACAGCAUUGGCAGAGGACGAAGAUCAGAAUUCGGUCACGGAGUUGAUUUCGGACCCUGCAUUUGUAGGCCCCACUGGCAGGGGUCGUCCCUUCAAGGAGGCAGAGGACUCGGACGAUGAGGACGAUGAGGCUGAUCCUAGAAACAAGCAGGUGAACCGCCUGGCUUAUGACAUGUCGGCCCUCAAGCUGGAUAGGCAGGCGCAGGAGGAAUCUGCGUCGGAGUUCGAGAGCGAGGCCUCGGAUGUGGAGGAGGAAGAGGUCAACACGGCCGAGGAGCUGGACCGCGAGAUUGCACAGACAUUAGAGCGUGCGUUCAAAGAGGGUCACGAGGUUGAUAUUGCGGCCCUAGAGUUGAACACGUUGCGCAUGGCCUCGAACUCGAACUUUCACGAGAUGCGAAAGCGGAUUAUUCCCGGCGUGCUGAAGAACAUAGAUCUAUCUGCGAAGCCUGGCUCAAAAACGACGGUCAAGGAGGUCCUGGUUCGAUGGGGACCCUUGAUUGGCAGGAUGAUCCACGACGAGGCAGAUCAAAUCGACGGACUGUUUAUUCUGCAGCGGGCAUGUGCAGGAUUGCACGAGGACAGCACUCAGGCACAAAAGGUCUUUGCGCCUGCGCUGCGAUACUUUUACGACGAGGAUAUCACAGAAGAGGACUCGAUCUUGAACUGGUACCGCUCUGAUAAGAGCCAGCAGGGCACUGAGACCGAAAAGCGGCUGCGCGAAGUUGUAAGACCGUCAGCGACAUGAAUCAGCAUGUUUAAUCUGUAUCAAUGCCAAUUGUCUCCUAACACGACUUUGUUCACAACACUUAUCUUCAUAGGCCACCCCGAUGAUUCAGUUCCUGGAGCAGUCUGAUUCAGAAGAAGAGUCGGACGACGACGACGACGACGAUGAUGAAGACGACGAAGAGGAAUAGACGCAGCCUCUUGCUUCACGUCAGGAG